Messenger RNA from Trichobilharzia regenti, 1263 nucleotides. NCBI's taxonomy places the organism in Eukaryota, Metazoa, Platyhelminthes, Trematoda, Strigeidida, Schistosomatidae. The record is from the annotation of a GenBank genome assembly.
AUGUGGCCAUCUGUCGUUGCAUUGCUUGUUGUGACUGCAGCUGCUGCAUUUAAGUCCCUAUUUUUCUUUUCUUACCAUUCAACUGACUUCGAAGUACAUCGAAACUGGAUCGCAAUCACCUGUUCACUCCCAAUUUCGAGGUGGUACUAUGACGAGACAUCUAAAUGGACGCUGGACUACCCACCAUUCUUUGCUUUUUUUGAAUGGUUAUUGUCACUCCUAGCAAUUCGAAUUGAUCCCGAUAUUUGUCGCGUUACUGCGAUUCCUUAUGUAUCGGACACAGUUAUUAUUUUCCAAAGAAUAAGUGUUCUUAUCACAGAAAUUCUUCUGUUUGCUGCCGUCUUCAGGAUAUACCGUUCGCUAAAAGCGUCAGGUUGCUUGUUUCUGAAGCAAAGUUACUUUCCUCUAUGGCUGCUUUUCGCUUUCAAUUUCGGCUUGUUCAUUGUUGACCAUAUACAUUUCCAAUAUAAUGGGUUUAUGUUUGGUAUAUUAUUGCUAUCUAUGGCAUACAUGAUUGAAGAAAAUUAUCUGGUCGCAGCACUUCUGUUCACUGUAUUAUUGAAUUUCAAGCAUAUUUUCAUGUAUACAGCUCCAGCAUAUUUUGUUCAUAUUUUAAUGAACUAUUGUUUAGGGAGACGUGAAUUUUCAAGUGUUAUCAAUCGUUUUAUCAAAGUUGGCAGCAUUGUUCUAAUUGUGAUGGCUUCAUCAUUUGGCUAUUUCAUUUAUACGAAUCAAAUGAAACAAGUAUUAAGUCGUCUUUUCCCGUUUACACGGGGUCUAUGUCAUGCUUAUUGGGCACCUAAUUUUUGGUCCUUAUAUAAUUUUAUGGACAAAGUGUUAAAUGUUCUUGAUAAUCAUUUUCUUCAUAAAUGGCCUCAAAAAGUCACCUCUGUAGCAAGUAUGACUGGUGGUCUUGUAGAAAAUGUGAAACAUGUGAUUCUGCCGAAUAUUUUACCCUCGCAUACAGCUUUAUUAAGCCUGCUAUUCAUGAUGCCUAGCCUAUGCCUAUCAGUCGGAAGAAGUCGUUUCUUUAAUUUUCCAACCGGUGUUAUUACGCAUACCUUUUUCAAAUCUGUCAUUCUAACUACCUGGUCAUGUUUUAUGUUCGGUUGGCAUGUUCAUGAAAAGGCAGUUUUAAUGUUUUUAUUACCACUAAAUUUGUUCACAUUGACAUCUGGAGAGCAUCGAUUUCUUACAUUCUAUGUAAGCACUCUUGGCUACUAUAGUCUUAUACCAUUGAUUCCUACGAAUGCUGGUGAGUAG